UGCUUAUUCUGCCUCGUUCCCAGAUUAACCUCUUGUUAUCCCACCUAGCAUCUCUUCGGCUCCUCUUUCCGUUGAAGGUGAAAACUGGUAACUUUUCAGAUUUCCUCCAUUGCUAAAGGGGAAAAGUCAGACUAAAGAAAUGGCCGAAGAAGCUGAGAACGAGCUUUUGGAUUACGAAGAGGCGAGUGACAAUGAGGCACCAAAUGAAUCCACGAAUGCAAUUGAGCAAGCCAAAAAAGAAGUCAAAGGAACCUACGUCAGUAUCCACAGUUCAGGAUUCAGAGAUUUUCUGUUGAAGCCAGAACUUCUGAGGGCCAUUGUUGACUGCGGUUUUGAACAUCCAUCUGAAGUUCAGCAUGAGUGUAUUCCACAAGCAAUUCUUGGAAUGGAUAUUGUAUCCCAGGCAAAAAGUGGAAUGGGCAAAACAGCUGUCUUUGUUCUUGCAACUUUGCAGCAAAUUGAACCUGUUGACAAUCAAGUGCUGGUUUUGGUCCUUUGUCAUACAAGAGAACUUGCUUUUCAGAUAAGCAGAGAGUAUGAGCGUUUUUCAAAGUACAUGUCUACGAUCAAAGUUGGGGUUUUCUUUGGUGGAAUAAGCAUAAAGAAGGAUGAACAAGUUCUGAAAACAAACUGCCCCCAUAUUGUAGUUGGAACACCUGGUAGGAUCUUGGCAUUGGCAAAAGACAGAGUUCUGAAUCUCAAGCAUAUAAAGCAUUUUAUCCUUGAUGAAUGUGACAAGAUGCUUGAAGCGUUGGAUAUGCGGAGAGAUGUUCAGGAAAUUUUCAAGAUGACACCACAUGAAAAACAAGUGAUGAUGUUCAGUGCAACACUCAGCAAAGAGAUCAGGCCUGUCUGCAAGAAAUUCAUGCAGGAUCCAAUGGAGGUAUACAUUGAUGAUGAGACCAAGCUAACCUUGCAUGGACUGAGACAACAUUAUUGUAAACUGAGGGAUAAUGAGAAAAACAGAAAGCUCUUUGAUCUUCUUGAUGCUCUAGAGUUCAAUCAGGUGAUAAUAUUUGUUAAAUCAGUUCAGCGGUGUAUGGCUCUAUCUGGGUUACUGACAGAACAGAACUUCCCUGCCAUUUGUAUUCACAGAGCAAUGCCACAGGAAGAAAGACUGUCUCGAUACAAGCAAUUCAAAGAUUUCCAAAAAAGAAUUUUGGUAGCAACUAACCUUUUUGGCAGAGGGAUGGACAUUGAAAGAGUGAACAUUGUCAUUAACUACGAUAUGCCAGAAGAUUCAGAUACAUACCUACACAGGGUUGCAAGAGCUGGUCGUUUUGGAACGAAAGGUUUGGCAAUCUCUUUCGUGUCUGAAGAGAAUGAUGCUAAAGUUCUCAAUGAUGUGCAAGAUCGAUUUGAAGUAAAUGUCAGCCAGCUGCCAGCUGAAAUUGACAUGGCAACGUACAUUGAGGGGUAUGAAGCACAAAGAUAAUUGACCAGUCACUUGAAUGCAUGGACACUUUUGACUUAAAGAUUUUAUCUGUUGUACACUGUAUUAAAGAUGUAUUUUGUAAGCUUUUUAAUUUUUUCUUUAACAUACAA
This is a messenger RNA of Rhopilema esculentum, 1545 nucleotides long. Its product is annotated as ATP-dependent RNA helicase DDX39A. Gene Ontology annotation, molecular function: RNA helicase activity; nucleic acid binding; ATP binding. NCBI's taxonomy places the organism in Eukaryota, Metazoa, Cnidaria, Scyphozoa, Rhizostomeae, Rhizostomatidae. The record is from RefSeq and is a predicted model, not a curated record.